AUGAGACAAAGACUGACUAUACUCAAUACUGUACCUUUUACCGAAGAUUCAAUUCAGAAUAUCAAUUCGACAAAUUUAAAAAUAGUUGCGCCGUCGAUUGACCAACGAUUCUCAAUUGAAAAUAAAUACACGAUUCCCAUUUCCCAACCAUUGCGGUAUAUUCGACAACUACGCAUCCAAUCAAAAAGGCUGUAUGAUGAUGUAAACUUGGUUUUCCCUUUUGAUUUUACCACGGGAUUAAAUGUCUAUGUUUCACCAAAAAACACAGUCAACAACGAUGACGAUGAUGAAUUAUUCAAAGAAUUGAAUGGUGUUUUGAGUGACGUUGUAAAUUUGGAUGUCAAUGCAACGGCUUGGACCACUUCUUUCAACUCAUUGUACUACUACUCAUCCAAUCCUGCCCAAUUGCAACCAAAAUCUUCCUGGUUUCAGCACAAGGAUAUACUGGAUCACGACUCCACAUUUGAUUUAAUUUACAACUCUGAUGUGUCUUCCAAACAGAUAGUUUUACGCCAGUUGAUCAGCAACGUGGCUGAAGCAAACUACACUUUGAAACUAGGAGAAUAUAAAGAGAUUGGAUUUUUCAUAAAAGACGAUAAAGUUUCCCACACGAAGGAUGAUUUGGUCUUGAGUGGGAUACGGGUAGUCCUAGACGGACAAAGUGAGUCGUCACAAGAUGAUGCCGAGAGGAGAGAUGUGCAUAAAACAAUGUUUCAUUUGAAACCUAGACAUAGGUACUUGUCAGGAUCAGUUUCAUCCACCAUUGUGCCCCAAGGUUUACAUCCAGUUCUAGCAACUACACUAAUCACAGAAAAUGACUUAUCUUCCACCAUAAAUCAAGAGAUUAUUGGAACUGACGACGACGUGGACACAUGCGGCAGCUUCUUCUAUCUCAACUUGAACAAGUCGUUAAUUUUUGACAAGUAUCAAGAUAUCCCACCAAAUACAACGUUACUUGUCAAUAAUGGAGUUUCCAAUUUGGAAUUACCCGAGUACAAGAUCGACCAAUGGGGUAGUGAGUUGUUGUUCAAAGUUGACGCAGACAGGGAGUCCAGUGUGAUAUCACCAGCUAGAUUUGACUUGAAUUUGACACUACACUGUCGAUACCAAUUACCAAAUAACAGCGAUCCCUCAUCUCAGUUUACACAGAUUGUCAACCCACAACCACAAUUUUUCAUUGCUUGUAAAGUGAAGGACGGCCAUUUGUUAAGUAAAUCGCCCUUUGACUCGCGGAAAUUGAGCAAUGUAGGGAACAAUUACGAGGCAUAUUUUCAAAAUGAUACUGUAUUUUAUCAUUUCAAGACUAUUCAAGCAGAUGAACAUCUAUCAGUUGAUAUUCCUCAUGGAACCACCACUUAUGAUCAUGUCAAUUCGAUAACUACAUUUACAAUCUUGAUAGGUAUUGGAAUCAUAUUCUGGGCCAUUGCGCAAAAAUUAACCAAAUCGAAGCCAGUCCGUUCAAAGUCCAAAACUGAAUAA
This is a messenger RNA of Lodderomyces theae, 1479 nucleotides long. RefSeq lists its product as uncharacterized. Gene Ontology annotation, cellular component: endoplasmic reticulum membrane; glycosylphosphatidylinositol-mannosyltransferase I complex. Gene Ontology annotation, molecular function: mannosyltransferase activity. The coding region runs from base 1 to 1479 and encodes 492 amino acids. NCBI's taxonomy places the organism in Eukaryota, Fungi, Ascomycota, Pichiomycetes, Serinales, Debaryomycetaceae. The transcript has a single exon. The record is from RefSeq and is a predicted model, not a curated record. Gene Ontology annotation, biological process: protein processing; GPI anchor biosynthetic process.